GAUUCACAGAGAAACCACACACACACACACACUCUCUCUCUCACACACACUCACAGAUAUCCGUGAUUGUUUCUGAACUCUCACGCUCUCUCAGUACAUCUGACCUGUAUGCUUGUACCUGUGCCGCCACCACUUUAGCUACAUUUGGGAUUUAUUCUCCCCUCCAGGAGUUGCUCACCCGCCUCUUCGACUCCCUGGUGUCUCCCUCCCCAGGCCUGCUGCGAUUCUGGACUAUGCCCCCCUCAGUCAGCUGAGGGAGGGGGCUCUUGCACUGCUCAGGCUCCCAUCCAGAGAAGGCUUGGGCUGAAAUCAAAGAGAAGGUGAUCGGGUAGGUCACACUAACCGCUGCGUUUUCUUGGCAGAUAAUUUUUUUUGUUUUGAUGUAAACUCAAAGAGUAAGAACUCCCUUUCCUGUUGACUGUUUACUGUUCUGUAGCGGGGGAUCUCUCAGACAUAACGAGAACAUAGGUGAUUCUCAGGUGAGGGGACAAAAAAACAGCUCACAUACCAAAGAUCUCUCAUGUAUAGAAAUCUGCUUUUAGUGCUAAAGAAGUGGACAAGUUUGAAUUGGAAUUUAAAAAAAGAGUCAUUUUGACCUCUCAUUAGUAUCAGGCUGCAUAUCACCUAUUGAUAAGUGACUGUUUGAUGGAGCAGCUGCCCUUAUCUUCCCAUCAGCUUGCACUAUAAUUGCAGGUUAUUCCUGAAGAUGCAAGCUUCAACCGUCUCACCAGUGACCAACACUACCGUAACUUCGAACACAACCGCUAUCACCAAGUCCAAAGAACAAAUACUCAUUCAAAGUUCUGGCGCUAUGAUUGCUGUCAUUGUCAUUGGCAUUAUUAUCAUUCUCGCCAUUUUACUCAUCAUCCUGAAGACGUACAACAGGCGGACACGUGAAUCCAGACUCCUGGGAACCAGUAGAAGUUCAAAACCUCGUCCGAAGAUGUCCCAAUCUACAGUUCAAAGCAACUUUCCGCUGACGCCCGUGGGAAUCAGCUCUGUGUCAGGGAGCAUCACCAACUCAAACCCAGCCUCAGAGAGCAGCUUCCGGCUGCCCAGAGCAGAGCUCACCAGUGCGGAGGGGAAUCAAGUUGAGCAGUUCAGCACCAACAGCGGGUCCACCGUGGUCACCAUACAUGAAAAUCCAUCAAUAGAAAACACAUAGCACCAAGACUGCGGUUUAGUCUCAAAACAGACACUGACUGAUGUGUUGUUACAUAUUGUGCUGACUGAAUGCUGUGGAAACUCAAUCUGUGACCUUGUCACUGUUAAAUCUCCAACAACUGGGCCACUGGUAGAGACUACAAGGAUAUCAUGAGGUCUUUUGGGUGUACAAUUCAAAGAUGAUCAAAGCAGCACUGGAAAGAGACACAAGGGAAAUGAAGGAUCUGAAUACGGAAAUUUCCUUUUGAAGAACUUUGGCUAAACUCAGUGUUCAGAGAAUAGUCAUUGCUGUUUGUGCUCUUUGCUGAUGUUGCAUUACUGCUAAUGAAGUAACUAAGUAAUGUGUAGUGUGGAAAGCUAUGGGCCUAUGGCUGGAUAAUGCUGGUCCGGUGAUGCAAAUUUAUGUUUUCAAGAGGUUUUUGAGUAAACGUAGAAUUCAUCUAAUUGAAGGCAUGGAAAAUGAUAACUCUUUUUGUAGUUGUGUAAUGACACCCUUUAUGACUGAGAAAAUGUGUUAAUGUUCCAGAUUUAUUUUGAGCUCUAUUAACUUUACAUCAUUCUGUACUUGUGAGCAGUCACACAUUCACUCGGAUUAUUUUGUGUUUUUAAAAAUCUCAAAAAUAUCAUUACGUCCUUUUUUCUUUCUUUCUUUCUUUCUUUCUUUCUUUCUUUCUUUCUUUCUUUCUUUCUUUCUUUCUUUCUUACCACGCAGAAUGAAGAGACCUAUGUGAAACAGCUUGUCAGCCUUGCUUCCUGAUGUGAAUCAUUUUUAAUUUGACAUUAAAGUAUUUUGCACUUUAUUCUCUUUGGUCCAUGUAUUUGUAUUGUUUGUAGAUGUUCACUAAAUGAAAUGAAGUGAAAAUAAAAACUAAUAUUUGUA
Messenger RNA from Haplochromis burtoni (Burton's mouthbrooder), 2044 nucleotides. RefSeq names its product non-compact myelin associated protein (gene ncmap). NCBI's taxonomy places the organism in Eukaryota, Metazoa, Chordata, Actinopteri, Cichliformes, Cichlidae. The record is from RefSeq and is a predicted model, not a curated record. The transcript is spliced from 4 exons. Gene Ontology annotation, biological process: regulation of myelination. Gene Ontology annotation, cellular component: paranode region of axon; plasma membrane; Schmidt-Lanterman incisure. Gene Ontology annotation, molecular function: structural constituent of myelin sheath. Bases 707 to 1165 code for a protein of 152 amino acids.